UUCUUCAAGUUGGCAGUUCUUUAAUGGCGACCACGGGUGACGGGUCGUUUGUCUGGAAACUGUCACUAUUUAUUAUUUUAGAUAUUUAAGUGUAGGUUCUGUGUUUACGUAAACAUGACGGGGAUUUUGCCUACAUACCAGCGUUUUGUAAAUGGAGUUCCUGUGCCGUCCAUUUCUCGGCGUUCCUUCCGCCUACGAGAGAAAUAUUUGAUUGUUUCUGUACUUUUGACAUUCGGGAUCGUGUGGUUAGGGGCACUGUUCUACUUACCAGAGUUUAAAAGUUCCAAUAGUGUGAACGAUAGUGUUUACAAUGUUUACAAACGAAUUCAGAAAGCUGGUCCAGAGCUGCUCAUGCCGCCUCCUCUCGCUCAGAAUGAUGUUGGCGAGUUUCCCGUCGUGGGGAUGGUUCGUCAUGGUGAGGAGGGUGAUGAUCCUCACGUAGUUGAAGACAGGAACCGGUUGAGGGCUAAGAUUGAGGAGGAUAUGGGUAUGAAGGUGCUGGAGAGGCCGCAGUUUGACGUAGCACCUUCUGUGUCGUCUUCGCGAGGGCCGAGCAAGCCGCCAGUGGAUGCUAUCGAGGAGCCGGCGGCUGGUAACAAUGCGGCGAGUAAGGACGUGUCCCCGGCGGGCCCGAAGGCGGACAGCUCUGACAAGUUCGUGGCGGUGGCGCUGGCACCGGGAGCUGACCCUGAAAUCAAGCACAAACUGGAAACUGUCAAAAAGAUGAUGAUGCACGCGUGGAACAACUACAAGCUGUACGCCUGGGGCAAGAACGAGCUGAAGCCGAUGUCGAAGCGAGCUCACCUCUCCAGCGUGUUCGGAGCCGGCGAGCUCGGCGCUACCAUCGUAGACGGCCUCGACACCCUCUACCUCAUGGGACUCCACGACGAGUUCCGGGAGGGCCGCGACUGGGUCGCCGAACACUUGCAUAUUAAUGAAAUCGAUUCCGACCUGUCUGUGUUCGAGACGACGAUCCGGUUCGUCGGGGGCUUGCUGUCAUGCUACGCGCUUACCGGAGACACCAUGUUUAAGGACAAGGCGGUGGAAGUUGCUGACGCGUUGCUGCCAGCCUUUGAUACGCCUACUGGGCUGCCGUUUGCUCUCAUCAAUCCUUCCACUAAGGCUAGCCGUCAGUACCACUGGGCGGGACCGAACAGCAUACUUUCGGAGUUGGGUACUCUCCACCUAGAGUUCACGUACCUCAGUGACGUCACAGGCCGUGAUAUCUACAGACAGAAGGUGAAUCGUAUCCGCGAGGUACUGAACAACAUCGACAAGCCAGGGGACCUGUAUCCGAACUUCAUAAACCCUCGCACUGGACAAUGGGGACAGAGGCACAUGUCAUUGGGCGCUCUAGGCGACUCGUUCUACGAGUACCUCCUCAAGGCUUGGCUGGUCUCCGGCGGCGCCGACGAACAAGCCCGCAUCAUGUUCGACACAGCAAUGCAGGCCGCUCUCGACAAGAUGUUACGAGUGUCCCCGUCAGGGCUCGCGUACCUAGCUGAACUGAAAUACGGCAGGAUUAUAGAAGAGAAGAUGGACCAUCUUUCUUGUUUCGCUGGUGGUAUGUUCGCGCUGGCUUCGACUACGCUAGACAACUCUCUAUCGGAGCGUUACAUGGAUGUGGCACAUAAACUGACCAACACUUGCCACGAGAGCUAUGCGCGGUCCGACACCAAACUAGGCCCUGAAGCCUUCAGAUUCUCCGGUGCGGUAGAGGCCAGGGCACAGAAGAGCAACGAGAAGGUAUACCUGCUGCGUCCCGAGACGUUCGAGAGCUACUUCAUCAUGUGGAGACUCACCAAGCAGCAGCGCUACCGGGACUGGGGUUGGGAGGGAGUACAGGCGCUAGAGAAGCACUGUCGCGUGGAGGGCGGCUACACGGGGCUGGUCAACGUGUACCAUCAGAACCCGCAGGGCGACGACGUGCAGCAGAGUUUCUUCCUCGCUGAGACGCUUAAGUACCUAUACCUGCUGUUCUCCGACGAUUCGUUCCUACCACUGGACGAGUGGGUGUUCAACACGGAAGCCCAUCCGUUCCCCAUCAAGGGUAAGAACCCACUAUACCGUGAGGCACCAAAACCCGUACCUUUGGAACCAGCCAACGAUGAAAACAACAGGAUAUAAACACAACACACAACUUUGUUUUGAAAAUAUUUCAUUUUAUAUGACGUGUCAACAGAGUGCCUGGUGAGUUCUGCAAGUUAACUUUUUCGAUACGUAAAUUAUUAUUCAACUUAAUUACGAAGCAUACAUUUUAGAACUGUUUGUUUCAUAAAGCUGUCAUCGGCUUUUGGUCGUAUUAUAAACGUGCUCACAAACGAUAUUAUCCGUCAAAAUUAAUGAAGGUGUAAUAUUCUCAUCAUAUGAUGUAACACACGACUUUUAAUUUCAGCCGAUUUAUAAUUACGUAUCGAGAGCUUUAACUUACAAAACUCGGAAACAGCACUCUGCUAUACGGUACUUACGUGUCAUUGACCUUUACAAAAAAAAAAUUAGAAGAAUUUUUUAAAUUACAAAAAAGAAAUAUUUUUUUUUUAAUUCGAAUGGCAAUGAUGCGUUGAAAUAAGUACCGUAGUUAAUAACCAUCAAGUUUGCUUACGUUAAACGCGAUAUUGGCAUCGCGUUGGUAUUUCGGCUUUCUAGCCGGGAAUAUAAACAGUAGGAUUGUUGAGGUUCAAAGGAUAGCAUAAUAUGCUCGUUACAACUGCUACUGGAAUUAUAUCCUUAUGACCAAGUGAGGCAACUCAACAUUGUUUGUUAUUUUCUUCAUAAUUCUGUUAGAACUUAAUAUAAUUUUCUAUUAUUAUGACAGCUCAUUUCUUAAUAAUCGGUAAUAAGAAUUGUGAAUCUAAUUUGAUUUGAUUUUAUGUAUCAAUGUGUACUGUUUUUAUCAGGCAUGUACACAGCUAUGUAUCUAUUAACUAUCCCUUUUCAAUCUUAUCGUAAUAUAACCCUAAUAUCUAAAUUAUUUUAAACAACUACCUACACGCUCUUAUGAUAUCCUACGUAUAUUCUCAGAUUUUGGUACGUAGUAAUAAAAUAAUGUUAAGGCGUAGUUGAUUCAUUCGAAUAUUUAAAACGCGUAACAUUUGAAAGCGGCUAUUAAAAAUAAAAAUGGGAGCCAAUGUAUACUCCAUUUUAGUGGGCACUUAGAGUAAACAAUCUUGACAGAACUUUUUACAAAAACACACUUUCAACAUAUAAACUACUGCUUAAAAUAAUGUAUACAUAGAUUUUAUUGCCAUUUUUUUAAUUAUUUAAACAGAGUUUUCAAAUACAAGUCAUAUCAAUAUUGUUUAUCUUAAUUAAGUGCCUACAAAAGCGGAGUAUGAGUAGUUCUCAAAAAUUAGGACAAAAAAUUAACCUACUAAAGUUAUCCAUAUCGGUAUAAUUAGCAUUUAUAUAACUGAUUUGCGUGUAAGAGGUAACUCCCGAUUUGCCGCGUCCACUGCCUGUCUGUAGGUAAUGUUGCUCAAGUCAAUUAGUGAGUGAGAAGUGACACAUUCGUAGUGUAAAUAUAACCCUAUGGUGAUCAAUCCGCAGUGCAAAUGUCCAUGAUCUCAAUUGACAGUUAACGAGCAAUAAUAUUGCUUAUGCUGUAAACAAUACGGCUCAAAUUGCUUUGACCAAGAGAAAUAGCAAUGUUUCUUAUAUGAAAUUCCUUUAUAUAAUCUGUUGUCGCAUGUGUCCAAUCUCCCACUAUAAUUUGAUGGAAUAUGAAAUCUAAACAAUGGAGGUGAAUGUUAUUUAUUUAUUUAUUAGCUAUGAAUACUCAGUUUAUAGUAAAUACAUGUAUAGGUCAAAUGUUACACUCAUUAACCAAAAUUUUUAUUAUGUACUGAUAUAUUUUCCAAUACUAUGGGAAUUCGAUUGAGAUUAGAUAUUGAUAUCAAAUUAUGUAUUAUGAAUAAAGAUCUGAUUGUUUGAAAGGCUCAGGAAUGGUGACCAAUGUUAAGUUAUUUCGGGCAUUACUAAGUAAUAUGCACAAACGUACUCGGUUAUACAAUAUACUUAGCGGUCGCGGCUUCGAACACAUUCCACGUAUCUCGUCUAAGCUGAAAUGACGCGCCAUAUACAAGUUUUCUAAUAUAAACUUGUUAUUAGACAUUCA
Messenger RNA from Helicoverpa armigera (cotton bollworm), 4114 nucleotides. RefSeq names its product mannosyl-oligosaccharide alpha-1,2-mannosidase IA. Lineage: Eukaryota; Metazoa; Arthropoda; Insecta; Lepidoptera; Noctuidae. Gene Ontology annotation, biological process: mannose trimming involved in glycoprotein ERAD pathway; carbohydrate metabolic process. Gene Ontology annotation, molecular function: mannosyl-oligosaccharide 1,2-alpha-mannosidase activity; calcium ion binding. Gene Ontology annotation, cellular component: endoplasmic reticulum; Golgi membrane. The coding region runs from base 115 to 2127 and encodes 670 amino acids. The transcript is spliced from 10 exons. The record is from RefSeq and is a predicted model, not a curated record.